AUGGCAAAUCCUGUAAAUACAGUAGACACCUUAAAUAAUCUUGAUGGUAAAUUGCUUGAUUUAUUGAAUAAAGCUUAUAUCCUGGUAGGAACAUCGAACGAAGAAAAUCGAGCUGAUGAAAUUAGCACAAUUACCGCCGAGUCAGCUAUACAAAAGGAGCUCUCUGAUACAAGCGUAAGAGAAAAAUUUGUAGAAAAAUGUUUAGAAAUUUUGGGAUCUUUAGAAACGACAUUGAUUAACAUUAUUGAUCUUAAAGCCGAUGAGCCUGAAUUAUUGGGUAUAAAAGAUAUGAGUCUUAUCCAUACGAUGCUCGAGAUAGUGAUUAGUUGGGGAAUAUAUCCUUGUCUUAUGUCUGGUGUUGGUAUCCCGAUUUCACGAAGAACCCGCUCAAGACAAUUUCAGCAUGCUGAAAAAAAAUUACCACCACAAUCACGUUAUAUUUAUUUAUUUAAGUUAAUGCAAUCAUUGAUGAAGAUUACAUAUUCAUCGUCAUUAAAACUGACAAUGUUUACAACCGUAUCUUCUAUAAUACGUGCAAGACAUCUAACGGAUUUUUAUUCUGCUUUAUUACAAUUGGCUUACGGGCCAUUGCCAACAAAUGAUAAAUUGGAUGUGCACAGUGAGAAUAAGUUAGUUACAUCUAGUCAACAUGCGAAAGCCUUAACUAUGCUUUUAGGGUCACCUCUUCAUCCAGCACCUAAAUGGCUCAAAAAUGUUUGUGGCAGAUUUUUGACCAAAAUUUUACUACGACCAAAUGGAGUGAGAGAUGUUAUGAAUUUUAUGAUUGACGGAGAAAGUGAAGGUUUGAUUCAUAUAAUUAUCAUAUUUACGUUAAAAAUGCUUAUAGAUGUUCUUCAUACUGAAUUACAUCGUUGUCAGUUGGGUUGUCACA
Molecule: messenger RNA, 892 nt
Organism: Racocetra fulgida
Lineage: Eukaryota; Fungi; Glomeromycota; Glomeromycetes; Diversisporales; Gigasporaceae
Source: the annotation of a GenBank genome assembly